Messenger RNA from Rhopilema esculentum, 988 nucleotides. RefSeq names its product transmembrane protein 33. Gene Ontology annotation, biological process: membrane organization; endoplasmic reticulum tubular network organization. Gene Ontology annotation, cellular component: membrane; endoplasmic reticulum. Lineage: Eukaryota; Metazoa; Cnidaria; Scyphozoa; Rhizostomeae; Rhizostomatidae. The record is from RefSeq and is a predicted model, not a curated record.
CUUUGUAUCCCUGUGAUCAACGAAGUUUCUCGAACAAAAUGGCGGACGGGAAUGGUGCUACAGCUGGAGAACGCAAUGAAGAAGUACGGGGUUGGCCUGCUGUUAAGGUAGUUCUAUUUGAAAACAAAUACAGCACUGCACAAUGGUUGCUGAGAAUGUACACAAUUGGCUGCACACUUUUCUUUUUAGUUCCACUGUUUGGGUCCCAGUUUAGUGCAAAUUGUUUCAAAAGAGUUUUAUUGUCCUCUGCAACUAUCUCAGCACUGAGGUUGCAUCAACGACUUCCGAGGUUCCAGUUCAGUCGAUUGUUUUUUCAACAACUUAUCCAAGAAGAUGCUUUUCAUUAUCUUUGUUACAGUGUUUUAUUCAUCAUGGCACAUGCAGCGACCCUUGUUUUAAUCCCCAUAACGUUGUUUGCUGUACUACAUGCGGGAAGUUUCACUCGCAGGAUCAUUGAUGCGGCAGGUUCUGACAACUUUUUCCUACGAAGAAUUCGUCCUUAUGUUUUGAAAGUAGAAGAUCGACAAACACAGCAAUCGCUACUUCAGUUCAUCGCAAGCUCAGAGAUCAUGAUGAUGCUUGUUACCAUUCUAAUGCUUCUUAGUGCUCAAGCGAGUUUUCUGGUGCCAUUUUUCUACUAUAGAUUUCUACAGCUGCGGUACACUUCUAGACGAAACCCUUAUUCUCGGUUGAUGUUUCAACAGAUGCGUUUGGGUGUAGAACAGCUGGCGCGUAACCCAAAGUGUCCGGCGGUUGUAGGCCGGGUGCUAUUUGGUUUCACCGGUUUUGUAUCUCGGCUAGCACCAGCAGCCCAGGAACAACAACAACAACAGUAGCGAGUAGGGCCUAGGAAAUGUUUUUACCUUGCACUAAGUUAAACGAAUUUUUCUUUCCUGCAUUUAUGUGUUUUGGUUGCUAAUAUGAUACAAUUACUGUGAAUUGGUACCAUCAAGCAUCUAUUUUGUAUAAAGUAACUAGACAAGUUAUA